CGUGACGUAACAACAGACGUGGCACGCUGUGGUCACAUGACCCCCGUGGUCGAUGACGCGGUUCCAGCUGAGCAUGCAAGGAAGCGGAGAGCCUGCUUACGCCUCAACAUGCUAACGGACGAUACCAACGAUGAAGACGUGUCUCUGUUCGACGCAGAGGAGGAUGCUGGGAAAAAGUCAAAGAAGAGCAUCAAGCAUCCGCUGGCCUCCUUCUUCCACCUCUUCUUCAGAGUCAGUGCUGUCCUCGUGUAUCUGCUGUGUGGGAUUUUCAGUAGCAGUUUCAUCGCCUGCAUGGUCACAAUCAUCCUGCUGCUCUCCUGUGACUUCUGGACAGUAAAAAACAUCACCGGGAGGUUGAUGGUGGGUCUGAGGUGGUGGAACCAGGUGGACGACGAUGGACGCAGCCACUGGGUGUUUGAGGCCAGGAAGGGUGCUGGGAAGCAACAAGCGUCAGAUUCUGAGUCUCGAAUCUUCUGGAUCGGGCUGAUUGUUUGUCCGGUCCUCUGGGUCGUCUUUGCCUUCAGCACUCUGUUUUCCCUCAAGAUCAAGUGGGUGCCGGUGGUCAUCAUGGGCGUCGUGCUGCAAGGAGCCAACCUCUACGGCUACGUGCGCUGUAAAGUGGGAGGCAAGACCAGCUUGAAGAACAUGGCCACCAAUUAUUUUGGACGACAGUUCCUGAAGCAGGCGAUGUCUAAAGAAGAGGAAUCGUAGAGGGCAACUCCGCGAUUUUAACACGUUUCGCAUUAUUCUUAAUGCUAUUAUAUAUUAUUUUAGUGAGUUAAUAUAUAUAGAGAAAUCCUUUUUCCACAAUAACAUAAACUUAUCUGUUGUUGUUAUUUUUGGGUUGUUUUUCCUGUGUGACUCAGUGGAGAGCCUUUGUUUUCCAAAGAGACGUCCAGGAGCUGUUUCCAAUAACUGCAGCGCAGCAAUAAAACCCUCAGAAGUCGACUGAUACUUUAGCGUAAAUGCACGAGUGAAAAAGAGUGUAAUGGCUUAAAAAGUUAUGCUGACUGUAGUAGGACGUGUUGUGUAGCCCCACUGCUCCCCAAAGUAUCUCACUAAGUUUCUCUGCUUCUUUACUUUAAUUAUUACUAAAGGAAAAAAAUGUUUCUUGAAGGUGUGUGUGCAAACAUUUUUGUUUGUAUUAAAGAACAGGUUGUAGUUUGUGUAAAAUGUUCCAUGAGCUUGUAAAUAUGUACGUAAAAGAAUCUGUGGCACAUCUUGUUUUUGUGCAAAUACAUUUGUAACAUUUUUGCUGAA
Messenger RNA from Pungitius pungitius (ninespine stickleback), 1260 nucleotides. RefSeq names its product trans-golgi network vesicle protein 23 homolog B (S. cerevisiae) (gene tvp23b). The coding region runs from base 37 to 711 and encodes 224 amino acids. The record is from RefSeq and is a predicted model, not a curated record. Gene Ontology annotation, biological process: vesicle-mediated transport; protein secretion. NCBI's taxonomy places the organism in Eukaryota, Metazoa, Chordata, Actinopteri, Perciformes, Gasterosteidae. Gene Ontology annotation, cellular component: Golgi membrane. The transcript has 7 exons.